Chilo suppressalis (striped riceborer) is the source of this 2340-nucleotide messenger RNA. NCBI's taxonomy places the organism in Eukaryota, Metazoa, Arthropoda, Insecta, Lepidoptera, Crambidae. The record is from the annotation of a GenBank genome assembly.
AUGCAAUUACGAAAGACACGUGACCUGGAAGCAACGCGUAUGCGCAAACUCUGCCAUAUAAGGGUCGGAGCGCGCCGCCCGCCUCAUUCGAGGCCGGGCGCUCGUGGUGCAAGGUCGCACACCUUCCUCAAACGGCGUCGAGGGCACGCAAAUGCAGUCCGGGAGUCAGCUCGGCUUAUUCUCGAGUCUCCAGCACCAGAGGCUGAUGACGCCCUCACCCUGGCCAGAGCUCUCCGCACCCGCCCCCCAGUCAACAUGCUCCCAGCAGCUAAAGCCGGCACAUUCUUUGCACGAGAUAACCUCUCAAAUUUCAUCGAGUGGUGUCGAAGAGCCCUAGGCAUCCUGGAAUGCCUCCUUUUUGAAACAGAUGAUUUGUGCCUAAGAAAGAACGAGAAGCAUGUAGUUCUAUGCCUUCUCGAAGUCGCUAGAAAAGGAGCUGUACUGGGAAUGCCAGCGCCAUUACUGGUCCAGAUGGAGAAGCAGAUUGAAAGGGAAUUGGCCGGCGAGGAAUUGCGACCUGACGAUUCUGCUCUUGGCCUGGUCCCGCUAGGACCUCAGCCACAGCUGGUGACCAACGAUUUGAGGAGUCUGGAUGAAAGGGUCAGAGACUUGGUGGAGAGGUGCUCGUGUCCAACUCAGUUCCCAAUGGUGAGGGUCUCGGAGGGAAAAUACAGGAUUGGUGAUACCAGGCUCCUGAUCUUCGUCAGGAUUCUUCGUUCCCACGUGAUGGUACGUGUUGGAGGAGGCUGGGACACCUUAGCUCAUUAUUUGGACAAGCAUGACCCGUGCAGGUGCCGCGCCCAGCAUCGCACCUCGCUGUCAGCAAGACUAGCUCGCCCCAAGCACGACCUAGCAGGCGCCACCGUGACCUACGAACGACCAGACCCCGGCCCCACAUCAUUACCCUACAAAACUGAACCACUACAAAAGAAUUACGAACCGAUGUCUCUACAAUACUCCUCGAAGUUAUACGCUGAUGAUCCGAGAAAUACACACUACCAAUCGAACCACAGACUCAGUGAUGCUCCAACAAGCUUACCUUAUCUCGGCGACUUAGAUAGGUCACAUUCACCGAGCCGAAAACAUUUAGCCCCGAGAGCUAAUAGCCCUGGAAGGAAGUCUUCUUCACCUGACAGACGAUCAAAGAUUGUUGCGACUAAUCAUUUAGUACCAACGCCUUUAGGUGUAAGGAAUAAAAGUCCAAGGCCAGUUUCUCCUGCUCCAGCGGCUGAAAGUGCUUCCGAUAAUGGUUCGGAGGUGUCAGAUGAAGGGUACAGGAGUUUGGGAGUGAUGGCCGGGUCUACGCAAGGCUCUCCGCCAACUAAAACGACAAAUAGAUACUCGAUGCACAGCCAGAAUUCAAUUGAAGACGCUGAAUACAGUGAGCGUCUCGAUCAAGAUGAUGGCUGCCACAUGGAUAAAAGCGAACGAGUUGAUGACUACGUAAGCAUCACCACCGGGCUCCGCAAGACAGACUUUUCGGAUACUUUCUAUAGGAACAAAAAACCCUCUAUAGAUGACAAGUCAAAUCGCGGCAGUCCUGAAAGGAUAGUAAUCACUGAAAACAAUGACUCGCCAAGUAAAAGUCUUAGACCAUCUAGGGAAGCCACAGAGUCACCGACAAAAACUAUUAAAAAUCGUCAGGCUAGUCGCAUACCACAUUCCCCAGUUAGGUCUAAGACUCCAAGCCGGGGAAACACACCGAGUCCAAAACAUACUCCCAACCCAGUUCAGACAUCGCCCAAGCUUACGCCAAAAUUACCCCCUACAGCUAGAAAUACGUGGAAUGGCAGAACCGCACCUAACCAGAAUAAAACUAAAGCGAGGCCUACCAUAGGUGCGGAAACUUUCGAAAACCCCAAUAAAUCUCCAAAGACCAAAUUGAAAGCAGCUGUGCAAAGUGAAGCAUUUAAAAGAAAUUCUCCUCUGAGAGCUAGCAGUGCUACACUGAGAUCACCACCUAAUCAGAAACCUUUAAGUCCAUUGUUAGAACAGAUAUUGAGGUCUGCUGAAACAGCAAAAGACGAUGCCACUGUUCUGGCAAAAAUGAAAGAAAUCAUCAGAUCUUAUUCUAAAGGUGAUAACGAUUCUCUCUCCAGAACAAGUUCAAAGGACUCAGAUUACGCCGAUUUUACGUCGGCUUGGGUAAUGUCUGACGUAGUAAUCAUAAAUGAAGCGUUCUGCAAAGCAGCUUGCAUGAAAAAUGCACGACGGGUCCUCAAUGAAAAUCCUCCAGAUGUCGAGCUCAAUGAGAGGAGACCAUCAAAGUACGCCACAUCUUCGAAACCUACUCAUCAUGGCAUAGGAGACGUAGCCUCAGAUGGUAUACACCACAUGUAG